GAAGUCGCUGCAGAGAUGGCAUUGCGCCUUUAUUAAGUUACCUAUUUUGAAUGUUUACCGCCAGAUGAAUCAGAAGAAGCGUGCUGUAGACGCAGAUGGCCAUGGCAGUUUUGCCAGAAGGGGGCGCUCUGCUACUGCGCAGCCUGAAGCCGGAAUUGAUAGACGUCCUGAGUGCAGACCCUGACUACGCCCUGCAGCAUGCAGACGCCCUCUCUUUGCUGUCCCUGCCGGAGUAUCGCCGUCUCAAAGCCCUGGUGGACCCUUCAGAGAAGACCCGUGACCUCCUGGACUGCGUGAUCCAGAAGGGCCGUGGCCCUGCAGAGGUGUUUCUGGAGUUUCUGAAAAAAGCAAACACGCUGGAGACUUUUCCUAAACUGGCCCCCCUCACAGAGCGGGCAGGGGAUGGUCAGCCACCACAAGAACAAAGUAAGACCAAGAGAAAAAAUGAAGAGGCAGCAACCAUAUCUCCCAAAAAAACAAGGCAUGAGGCUGGGUCAGGGGUGGUGACGGAGAAGCAGCUGAUGCUGGUGGCCCGCGGCAUGGGGCGCUCCUGGAAGCAGGUGGGCCGGCUGGCGCUGGAGAUACCCACUGUGAGCCUGGAGCAGAUCGAGGAGGAGAAUCCAGCCAAUCAUGUGGAGCGAGUGUUCGCCAUGCUGCGGCUCUGGCGCAUGCGAGAACGCGCAGAGGCCACGGCUGCUCGCUUGCACUCACUGCUGUCCCGGGAGUCCAGUCUGCCACCAGAGAGCAUCGACUUCCUUCUGGAUCCCAUCUGACUGUACUGCUCUCUGCCUGCAGGGGGUGGUGUCUUAUGCUGCCCUCUCCAUCCCUUUCCAUUUCCUGCAUCUCCUGGCCAAGCUUUGUCAGCCCAUCCAUCCCCCGAGAUUUUUUCAAAGCCACCCCUCCCCAAAUCCUCAGGAUUGACAGUAAAGUGUGCACUACACAAUGUAAAUAUGUGCAUGUGUUUUGACUGUAUUGUUUUAAUAAAACCAAGUGAAUUGA
This is a messenger RNA of Megalops cyprinoides (Indo-Pacific tarpon), 999 nucleotides long. RefSeq lists its product as uncharacterized. The record is from RefSeq and is a predicted model, not a curated record. The coding region runs from base 96 to 773 and encodes 225 amino acids. The transcript has 4 exons. Gene Ontology annotation, molecular function: protein binding. Gene Ontology annotation, biological process: regulation of apoptotic process; signal transduction. NCBI's taxonomy places the organism in Eukaryota, Metazoa, Chordata, Actinopteri, Elopiformes, Megalopidae.